This is a messenger RNA of Colletotrichum siamense, 288 nucleotides long. RefSeq lists its product as uncharacterized. The coding region runs from base 1 to 288 and encodes 95 amino acids. Lineage: Eukaryota; Fungi; Ascomycota; Sordariomycetes; Glomerellales; Glomerellaceae. The record is from RefSeq and is a predicted model, not a curated record. The transcript has a single exon.
AUGGCUCCACCUAUUGAUCAACCUUCUCGGUACAGGCAUGCUGUCUGCCUCAAAUUACUGCAUGCAGUUGCAAGCAGCACCCACCCGCGCAAAUGUAGAUGCUGCACACGCCGCAAAGAAAUGGUUGGAUAUUGGCAUUCCCAGUCUGCGGAAUCUUCGAUACCUCAGCAAUUGGAGACGGGCGUCAUAGGCUCUUCUGGCAUUGAGUUCCAUCCCAGUGCAUCUGAUGUGAGUACACUUGGGAUUGUGUGUUUAGCAACUGAGUCACUGCUGGCUGACAUGCGAUAA